This is a messenger RNA of Etheostoma cragini (Arkansas darter), 1221 nucleotides long. RefSeq names its product protein LBH-like. The transcript is spliced from 5 exons. The record is from RefSeq and is a predicted model, not a curated record. NCBI's taxonomy places the organism in Eukaryota, Metazoa, Chordata, Actinopteri, Perciformes, Percidae. The coding region runs from base 301 to 711 and encodes 136 amino acids.
AAGGGAGGAGAAACAUUACAGAAGGGCUGAGGCCGAUGGGAGAAGGGAUGCUGAACCUGUGCCAGGCAGGAAGAAAGACUGGAAAGUGAGUGACAGCGUAGUGUGGCCGUCUAUUUCCUUUGUCAUUUUUUUCUUUUACUUUAUUCGAAUACUUAAGGUCCUUUAUGUCGCAGUGAAGAUGAGCUGUAUUCUUGUCUCACACAGGUUUCUUGAAAGAUGCCAUUUUUGUAGCUUCUAUUCUCUGCUGAAGGCUUGGAGCACAGAAGUUUGAGCACUAUUCCCAGCCAAGUGGAAUCUCAGAUGGAGGAGAUUCCAGUUGAGAGAAGAGGCAGCAAAGCCUACCAGAUCUUCCCUGAAGCCAACAUGAAUGACGACUCAGAUUCCAGCUCCUAUCCUGAAGGCUUUCUUUACAAGAGGGAGCGUCUUCCCUCUAUAGUUGUGGAGCCCACGGAGCACGGAGAGCCGGACAGCGGAGAUCCAUACCGGCCCCCUCGAUGCCUAAUGAACAACAAUGUAGAGGAGGAGGAGGAGGAGAGGGAGGACACCAAUGCUGAGCGCACAGACACCCCUGUGGAAGGGGAGCAGCAGGACGACAUGGGGGUGCAAGAAGGAUUGGUUGCACGGAAGUCUUCUAUUGGUCAACUCUCUCGGCUGACCCCACCUGCCUCCUCCACCCCCCCUGAUGCUGCCCCACCCUGCCUGAGGAGCUGAGCCAGACAACCAGUACAAACUGACAGCAAUGUGUCAUUUUUAUAAUGUGUAACCUCUGUAUGUUGGACUUUCCCAAUUAUAGAAAACCCCUUGGAAAGGUUAAGACAACUACACAUGUAAAUACAUUUUGAGGAAAUAAGGUCCACUUCAAAUAACUAAUACUAAGCUGAUUCCAGUACUGCUUUGGAUUGAUGUGUGUGUAACUGCUGCAGUUUGCUGCUAAUGUACAGUAUGGGAAACUGUGUGCUGAAGGUAACCUAAGAUUUUAGCACUAACCAUGAGGACUCUUUUCUUUGUGAUGCAAAUCUCAUUCCACAGCAAAUAAGCAUGUGAUGAAUGACUUUUAGGGCAAGUUUACUAAAUGUGAGCAUGAAAGGCCAGCCCAGACCCAACAGUUGUAGCGGCUUAAAGACUUAAGCAAGAUGGUCCCAAUGGGAAAGUUUAAGAGUGAGAAUAUCAACUCCUGAAUCCUCCAUGUUUGAACCAAGGUCGGAUCAGAAUGGGUUAUUA